UCAAUCCUUGGCUUCCUUGCAAUUCCAUAGUACCCAACACAGCAUACCAUGUUAUGGUUUUGGUUUUAAAAUAUGACGUUUUGAAAGGAUCAAGGUGAUCUCCCUGGGAAAGAAAGCAAGCUCCGUGCUUUCCCGAGUCAGUUCAUCCUUGGGAUUGCAUUUGAAUAGUUGGGAAUAUGAGAUUUUGACAGAAGGGCUUCAAAAGAAGGAACUGAGCAGCUUGCAGUUAGCAUUGAGAAUUUUCCAUACGUAUAUACAUUUUGAAACGUGGUCAGUUUGAAAUUUUCUGGAUUCUCAGUUGUGGUAGUAGAACAGAGAAGGUAUUUCUUGAUGAUUUCUGGCCAUUGCUGGUCCUUACCAUAGAAUUUAUGCCCGAGAGGCUGGUAGGAGCUACGUUUGGAAGAAAUUUUUGGGCUAGUGUACUUUUGUAGUGUGACAAGAAGAGAUAGAUUAUAGACUGGAUUAGGUUUGGGACAUUCAUGGGGAUGGGUCUCAUAAAUGCAGAAGAUAAGGAUUCUGAGUUUGAUCUUGAAAAAGGGUGGUCUGAAACUGAAGACAACUCAAAGAAAGAAUCUAAUCCAUGUGCUGCAAAACAAGAGAAGUCAUUGUUUGCGAAGGUUUCUGGUGGGCUUGUUGGUACAAAGGAAGAAAAGCCAGAUUUGUAUUGUAAUGAGUCGAAUUUAAGCAGUGUUUCCAAGGAUGUGCCAAGCAAGUUAUUCUCUGGACAAGACUCAGUUGACAUGGAGAACACUCAAGUAAAGGAGAAACGUAAGAAAGGCAGUAAUAAAAAGGCACCCAAACCUCCAAGACCUCCACAAGCUCCAUCACUGGACGCAGCUGACCAUAAGCUAAUCAGGGAGCUAACUGAACUUGCCGUGUUGAAGCGUGCAAGAAUAGAGCGCUUGAAAGCCUUAAAGAAGAUGAGAGCGUCUAAAUCAUCCUCUUCCACCACCACCAGCAGCAGCAUACUUGCCACGGUUUUCACUAUUGUCUUUUGCAUCGUGAUAAUAUUGCAAGGAAUGUCAUCUGGAAGCAGUUCUGUGGCAAGCUUCCAGGGAUCUCCUUUAGUUUCAGCUCAAUACCCUCUCAAUCCAUCAGCAAAUAACCCUAAUGCUCCCAGUUUAUAAUCUCACAACAAGCAAGUUAAAAUUUUUGUAAAGCAGGUCACAAGUUCAGAUUGGUCAGAACAAACGAGAAGACGCACGGAUGAAUGCAUUUUUUUCCCAAGAAUAACAAUGGUGCAGUAUUUGGCCAAUAUAAAAGGGUUUAGUGUUCUUAUUCCUCUCACACGAGCCCUUUUAUGUGUUUCGUUGUUCAGAUAGUAAUUCGCUUUAUGUUAUGAAACUGAGUGACAGAACCUGGUGAGUAACUUACCCCUUUAUGUAUAUUAAUCAAUGUUUAGGGGGUGAUGUUUCAUUACAUAGCUGUACUGCUAGUAGUGUUCUUCAUUGGCUUUGCCCAAUUCUUUUUUUCUUUUUUCUUUUUUUCCUUUUUUGGUCUCUUUGGCUAAUGGCAACUUUCUGUUGCCUAAUUGUUUCAAUGGUUGUAAGUUGCAUAAUAUUCACCGAGUGUUGAAGGAAAAUUUUCCUCUAGA
Molecule: messenger RNA, 1594 nt
Organism: Neltuma alba
Lineage: Eukaryota; Viridiplantae; Streptophyta; Magnoliopsida; Fabales; Fabaceae
Exons: 4
Coding region: 480-1127 (215 amino acids)
Source: RefSeq, a predicted model, not a curated record